GCAGAAUAUAAAUCAAUCAUUUCAGAUUUUUUUUUCCAGAAAGUCUGGAAGUUGAAUUUUCAAAUACCCCAUUUAAGAGGUUUUCUAAAAAUAUUCACAUAAUUUCUGGGCCGAGUGAAGAGGUGUAGGUAUAACGUGACAAAUGGUUUCACCUGUGCAAAACACCUUUCAUUGGUUUGUACCGAAGAUUAAAUCGUAGCAGUCAUUGGAAUUCAUUGAAAGUCAUGCAACGUUUGGCUAUUUUCAUUUUCCCAACAACUUUUCCCAUGUAGCAAUUUCAAUCACACUCGAACCCAAAAACACUUUGAGAAGGGUUUCAGAUUUAACAAGGCCUGUCAUACAUUAAAUUGGCUAUUUACACUAAUACCUUUUGUGCAUUAAUACUUGUAUGCUUUUGUAUUGUUGCGAGUUCUGAAACUAACUUUUCCUGUCUUAUUCCUGAGAUUUCCUUUGAGUACUUCGAACUCUAAGCUUGACAUAAAACGUCUUUACUUCUACCAAUCUCUCGACUGUAGGUUGUAUUUGUUUUUAAACAGAAGCGCCCGUGUUUUGAGAUAGUAUCCUCUCUUUUCUUCUGUUUAUCUCAUUAUACAAAAUGUCUCACAAAACUUACUAUAAUUGAAAACAUCAAUUUAAGCGUCAAAAUGAGCCAAAACUUAGCUAUGACUUGUUUUUAACAGAAUAAUCAUUGAUUGCAAUUUACGACGUGUUUAAACAACCAAAGACAUUUUUACGUUUACUUGAAACUAAAAUCAUUCACUGCCGGUCUAGAUUUGCUUUUUAAGACCCUCAGAUUUAUUUAAUAUUCGACUAACCUGCACUCUUUUAUUACCUUUCCGCUUCCCAUAAUCUCACUUGUACAUUAAAAACAUGAAAAUUAUGAAGUCGACCAAAAUUCACACUUUUCCCAAAAACUGCAGUUUAAUUCUUAUUUUUUCCACUUUUUUAUUCACUUUACCUCAAAAUAUUCGAGGUAAAAUUGUGAUCGAUCACUCAACUUGGGAAAAAGACAGCGAUUUUAUUUUACUUGACAAUGGCGAAACUAUAAAGCUAAAACACGACCCCUGCAAAGCUUCAAGCUAUAUCGGCGACAUACCUCUCACAGAUAACGAGUUUGACCUCUUUUUCGAGCGAACUUUGACCCCUCAGAAUGUCACAAUGGAUAAAAGUCCCUUUCACAUGCAAGACGGAAGUCCGAACACCAGGACACAUUUUAAUCACACGUCAAGUCUGUCUAGUUUUAAUCAAACUUCUAACGUCAAUGUGACCAAAAAUUCUGACGCGAGGCUGCGACAAAAUAAUUCCCGAAGCUCUUUAAUCCGAAAUCCGCUGACCGAGAAGGUAAUUUAUUCCGAAUCAAAUGACGUGCUGCCGAGCGUAAGCUCCGAAUACAUUGGAGACGAUCCAAAUAUCGAAGAGUUACAAAAUGACGAUGUGUUACGUAAUGACGAGGAGCCGACUCUAAGUCGUUCACGCCGAGCUGCCACCUCGUUGAAGGAACGACUUUGGCCGAAUGGAAUUAUCCCUUAUGUAAUCGAAGGAAAUUUCACAGGCGAACAGCGUGCUAUGUUUAAGCAAGCGAUGCGUCAUUGGGAAAAUCAUACGUGUAUUACAUUCGUAAAACGAACCUCGGAACCCGAUUAUAUCGUGUUCACGCAUCGUUCGUGUGGGUGCUGCUCGUACGUCGGCAGAAAAGGCGACGGGUCCCAAGCCGUGUCAGUCGGUAAAAACUGCGACAAGUUUGGAGUUGUUGUUCACGAGUUAGGUCACGUUGUCGGUUUCUGGCACGAACAUACUCGACCAGAUCGGGAUCUCUACAUAACGGUCAAAUAUGAAAACAUCAUGGAAGGUCAACAAUAUAAUUUCGAGAAGCUCAAAAAAGAUGCAAUCGAUUCGCUUGGUGAACCGUAUGAUUACGGAAGCAUAAUGCACUACUCGGCUAAUACGUUUUCUAAAAAUGGAUACUUGCCGACAAUCGAGACUUCGGACCGUCUGACAGGGAAACCGAGAAAUAUUGGACAGCGUCAGGGCUUAAGUGAAGGAGAUAUUCGUCAGACGAAGAAACUCUACGGGUGCAAGUUAUGCGGUCGCAGUCUGUUGGAAUCUGAAGGUGUUUUCACAUCGCCAAGGUAUCCCGAAGCAUACGAUGAUCAUCUCGACUGUGAGUGGAGGAUUUCGGUCACCUCGGGUGAAAAAAUUGGUCUAAAUAUUUCGGAUUUUGACCUGAGAGCGGACAGUUCUUGCGAGUAUGAGUACCUUGAAAUUAGAGAUGGUCAUUAUCAUAACUCGAGGCUGCUCGGAAGGUACUGUGACAAACGACCUUUUCCAGACUAUUUUCUGAAGAGCUCAGGUGAUCGUCUCUGGAUCAAAUUCAAGACAUCUCACCACAUAAUCGAGGCUCCCUAUCGCAAACGGCGUGGCUUCAAAGCGGGUUACUACUCAAUCUGCGGAGGUACAAUCGUCGCUUCAAACGGCACCAUUCAAUCUCCGAACUUCCCCGACAACUACAAGAACAGCAAAGAGUGCAAAUGGCGAAUAGUCAGCGACUACGACAAGCGAAUUGGACUGAGGUUCAUCAGUUUCGACAUCGAGUACCAAGAUGACUGCAAGUAUGACUUCUUGGACAUACAUGGUGUGGCAGGAGCAACGAACAGUCUCCAGUUUUGCGGGCAGGAAUUGCCGGCGCCUGUGAGGUCGCAAGGAAGGGAACUAGAAAUCAUUUUCAAGUCGGAUAGCUCCAUUAACAAAGGUGGCUUCUCACUCGAGUUUUUCCCCGAAGUAAACGAGUGUAUGGAAAACAAUGGAGGAUGCAUGCACACAUGCGUUGACACGGUCGGUAGCUACCAGUGCGAGUGCAACAUCGGAUUCCAACUCGGACCCGACGGGAAAACAUGCGAGUCGGCUUGUGGCGGCUACAUUCUCGUUAACGAGAAGUGUGGCGACGAAACGAACCCGCUUGGUGCUCCGGGCGAGAAGUGUAUUCCAAGUGGAACUAUCAGCUCGCCUGGAUUCCCAAACAUGUAUCCAAAUAAUAAGCACUGCAUAUGGAACUUGAUGGCGCCUGCUCAUUACAAAAUUACAAUCGAGUUUGAGGAGUUUCAACUGGAGGGAACUACUCAGUGCAAGUAUGACUACAUGAUGGUAAAGAGUAGUCUCACCGACAGCAGUCCCCCCGACGGCAGUUUCUGUGGGGACGAGAAGCCCAGUGCAUACACCUCAGAGUCUCACAGUUUGCAACUCAUCUUCCAUACUGACGACUCCAUCGAGAAAAAGGGAUUUCAGUUGACAUAUUUUGUUGACUACGAUGAGUGCAGUGUUCAAAAUGGAGGCUGUCAACAUACAUGCCGAAAUACAAAAGGAGGAUUUAUAUGUUCCUGCAACGAAGGCUUUAUUCUCCAUGAAGACAAAAAAUCUUGUAAGGAAUCCGAAUGUCAUUUCAACCUGACUGAAAAACCAGGCAUUAUACAAACUCCGGGCUAUCCAGAAGAAUAUCCGAAGCAAAAACAAUGUAUUUGGAGGAUCACAACAGCGCCAGGUCACCGAGUUUCAUUGCGGUUUAUCGAUUUCUCCUUGGAAACGAAGGAAGACUGCUCGUUCGACUAUGUGUUGUUAACUGAUGGGCCCGACAACGAAAACGGCCCUGUGCUCGGGAAGUUCUGCGGUGAAAUGAACACCAGGUUGGAGAGUCCCAAAAUAUCAUACAGCAACAUAAUGACAGUGCAGUUUUGGUCCGAUCAAACAGUGGCGACUAGAGGAUUUAAGGCCGAGUAUUUUAUCCUCUGUGGUGGGCGUCUUGUGGCUACUGAAACUCCUCAGCGCUUAGUUUCACAUGCCUCCUACGGCGAUACAAACUACCAUAGUGGGGAGAAUUGCGAAUGGACGAUAGUCGCUCCUGCAGAUUACUACGUUGAGUUCCAAUUCGAACACGUUGAAAUCGAAUGGGAGGAGCAAUGCAAGUAUGACAUGGUCGUCGUAUAUGAAGGUGAACUUAUGGAACCCUCGAGUCAUAAAGCGACCGUCUGUGGCGACAAAGGCCCAGAUGCGCCUAUUAUCAGCAGCCGCAACUCUCUGCUUGUAGUAUUUAAUACGGAUGAUACCUUGAACAAAAAAGGCUUCUCAGCAUCUUUCAGAGCUCGCUCGAGACUGGGAGGAAUCGACUUUCCCAUUUAUAAUUCGCCUCUGGAAACGCUGGACGAGAAGGAAACGGGAGGCGGUUCUAUGUAUCUAGAAAUAGCAGACGCAUAGCGCUUGGCCCGAAUUGAUAUUUAUUAGAAGAACCGGCUAUUAAAUUAUGAUUUAAAUUUAGUUCUGCCCUGCGAAGAUCAAUUACGUUGAAGACAAAAAUUAAAAGGAUGCCAACUUUAUUUUUUUAUGGUUUUGACCCGUGCUGGAUUAAUUUAUGGCCGCAUUAUUUGAGGCACGAAAAAGUUUGAUUAUCACGGACUCUCUGGACUUGAUGAACGCACCGUUUUGAUGUAAUUCAAAUAGAUAUUUUAGACACUUUUGCAAUUGCUAAAUUGUUAAUUCAAAUUUACAGCUUUU
Symsagittifera roscoffensis is the source of this 4542-nucleotide messenger RNA. RefSeq names its product tolloid-like protein 2. Gene Ontology annotation, biological process: proteolysis. The transcript has 7 exons. The record is from RefSeq and is a predicted model, not a curated record. Gene Ontology annotation, molecular function: calcium ion binding; zinc ion binding; metalloendopeptidase activity. Lineage: Eukaryota; Metazoa; Xenacoelomorpha; Acoela; Convolutidae. The coding region runs from base 871 to 4245 and encodes 1124 amino acids.